UGUGGCUCAGAGACUCUGAGCUGUAGCCAGUAUGAUGGAUGACAACACCGAAUUAAGGACGGAUGGAAACUCACUUUUAAAGGCCGUGUGGCUGGGGAGGCUCAGGCUGACCAGACUCCUCCUGGAAGGGGGUGCUUAUAUCAACGAAAGCAACGACAAAGGCGAAACGGCUCUCAUGGUGGCAUGUAUCACCAAACAUGUGGACCAGCAGAGCAUCAGCAAGUCCAAGAUGGUGAAGUAUCUGCUGGACAACAGGGCAGACCCCAAUAUUCAGGAUAAGUCGGGCAAGACCGCCCUCAUCCAUGCUUGCAUCAGAAGAGCUGGGGGAGAAGUGGUCUCCUUGCUACUGGAGAAUGGAGCAGACCCCAGCCUCGAGGAUCGCACAGGGGCUUCAGCUCUGGUUUACGCAAUAAAUGCAGAUGACCAGGAUGCAUUGAAACAUCUCCUGGAUGCCUGCAAAGCCAAAGGCAAGGAGGUGAUUAUUAUAACAACGGAUAAAUCGUCUUCGGGCACCAAAACCACCAAACAGUAUCUUAAUGUCCCUCCUUCACCCAAAGAGGAAGACAGACAGUCACCUCCACUGUGUGCAUCUCCCUCGGGUAUUGAACUGAAGGCUCCAGGCCUGGGCUCUCCACCCAGUGAGAAGGAAGAUGACUUCUUUAGCCUCCAGUCAGGGCAUCCAGGUGGUUGCAACACCUCCAAGGCUCCUAAUGAUCCUGGGUCACUCACUAGGAAGGUCGGGAACCUCAAAAGGGCCCGUUUGCCUCAACUGAAGAGGCUCCAAUCUGAGCCCUGGGGCCUGACUGCGCCCUCCGUGUUGGCCGCCUCUAUGCGCCAGGAUGAGAGCCAUGGCGCAGGUGCAGACAGCGAGGUCAUCAAGAGCAUCAGUGACAUGUCCUUCCCCAAAAGGGGCCCCCUUUCCAGAACCAACAGUACUGAUGGCAAAGACCCCAGCCUCUUCCUCACGGUCACGGAGCAGGUUCUGAAGAUUCCAGCCUCUUCGGCACCAGCCUCGUGGAAGGCAGCCUACGAGAAAAGUCAGCCUCCCCACCCACGUCUGGCCAGAAGAGGAACUCUCCCUAUUGACCAAGAGAAGGGUGGCAUUGGCCCGUCAGGCCCCUCUGCUCUCAAAGAUGCAGCGUCCCUCAAACGGCUGGAAAAUGACCUCUAUGAUUUAGAUUUACAGCCGGGGGCCGAUCCGCCCAACUCCAUCUCCCUUGAAUCAGGCAAAGGACCCUUAGAUUGGAAGAAGCUCAACAACUCCCACUUGUCUCAUUUCCAGGGCUCCAGGGAGGCCCUGGAUGCUGCGUCCUGCACAUCUCCCAGCUCAGCGCGCCACAGGCCACCCCAUCUUCUAGAAAGACGGGGUUCCGGAACUCUGCUACUAGACCGAAUUUCCCAGACCAGGCCUGGCUUCCUUCCGCCUUUAAAUGUAAAUCUGAACCCACCUAUCCCGGAUAUUAGAUCGAGCAGCAAACCUUCCUCUCCACUUGCUAGUGGCUUAAAAUCCAUGGUACCUGUUGCUCCAAGUUCACCAAAGAGAGUUGACUUGAGAAGUAAAAGGAAGCUCCUCAGAAGGCACUCUAUGCAAGUUGAACAGAUGAAGCAGCUGUCUGACUUUGAAGAAAUCAUGACCUAGAAGCUUUUUCAGUGAGGUUGUUUUUUUUUUUUUAAAUCUACGUAGUUUAUGAAUACCAUAAUCUAGACCAACACGGUCAUGCAGAGUCUCUGCAUCUUGAUCACUCCUUACUGUGGGUGUGUGGCUGCUUCAGGAGAGAUGGAAACGGUGCUGCUUCCCUUCUGAAAGAACAUCUGGGUUUUUAUAGGCCUACUUGAAAAGAGCCCAGUAUAAUUGGGUUUUGGAGAUGAAAAAAUCUCCAAAGGAAGAAAACCUUUGGAGUUUGAAAGUCACACCGCAGGUACAAUGAUCUAAGCGGCUGACACCCAUUAUUUUCUAUCAGACAAACAAUUUAAAUCACAAGAUGGUAUCUGGAGGACGUCAUGUGUAAUAAAUCUAUAAAGUGCCUAUAAAGAAAACGAGGCUUUUUCGAACGUGCAAAAGCUCAAAACCAAUCUUUGGGCUGUUAAAUAUGGGUAUCUGUGUCACAUCUGGAGGAACAGAAGUAGAAUUCUCCCAUCAGAGAGGUUCUGGUAUUCGGGUCCUGCCUCUUACCAUGUCAUGGGGCACUGGCUAGUGUAGCAUAGUUGAGAUCUUUCAGAACUCCGGUAACAGGCUUUAUCCACGUACUAAUUCGGGUGUGCUUUGAGUCCCCAAAUAUUAGAUCUACGUGUCCCCCAAAUUCUGUUGUGUCACAGUAGCUGGUGCCUCAGAGACGAAUCUUGCCCAGAAACGAAACUGGCCUUGGCCUCCUGCCCUGACACAGGUUCUGUGUUGAAAUCUUGUGAAAAACAGUCAGGGGCUAUUGGCUAAUUUGGAGUUUUGUACAUACAACUCAUAGAAUAGACCCAUAAGAAGCGUUUCCUGAUUAUUCUUUAAAAAAAAAAAACUUGGUAAGAUCUCUCCAAACUAGAAUGAUACAUGGUGAUGGGAGAUGCACAUAUUACAAGGUAGAGUAGAUGGUUCUCAGGCCAGCGGCACUGGGGACCACUUGUAGCCUGAAAAUUUUAAGGGAUGCAAACUGUCACUUCCCCUUCACUUUUCUGGGAAAUUCAAGAACAUCUGGUUUCUUCUUUGCCUGAAUUAUCUAUGUGAUGAGAGAUUUGUAGAAAUAACCUGUACAACCUUUUCAAGCCACUUUGUACGAACCCAAGAACGGAAGCAGACAUUUAGCACGUUUGGUAUAAUGUAGCCACAUUCUAGAUGAAGAUAUUUCUGGUUAUUUUCCCAUUUACUGUUUUCUUUCAUGCUGCUUAGAUAUGUUUGCUCUAUGGUUAAAAAAAUUCAGUAGUCCUUGGGGAUAGCAUCACAUAGAGGAAAGAGGAGAGACUUUGAGAUUUGGGUUUGUAUCUCUAUUUCAUCAUUUACCAGCUGCGUGACCUUGAGGAAGUGGCUUAACUUCUCCAAGCCUCCACUCCCUCAUCUGUAAAAUGGGGUUAGUAAUGCUUCACCUUACAAGUGUGUGGUGAGAAUUAAAUGAGAUAAUGUAUGAAAGUGCCUGUAACUGUGCCUGGCACAGGUAGAAGUAAUUGGAAAUGAGGCAGCUGAUUUUCAUGCUCCUUUAGACCUCCGCAGCCUCAAAAUCUCAAAUAAUACCUAAUACCCUACACAAAGUGAAGCAAAGUCUAGCUGCAAUAUUCAAAGGGCCCCUUGAGAUUCUCAGGGGUUCUGUCAAUACUGAGCCUUAAACUCACUUGUAGAGUAAAAGAAAUUCUGCCACAGAAGCUCUGCACAUCAGACCAUUUCUAUAAUGACAUUUGCUAGAAAGGUAUCUGUAUAUCCCAAUCAAAAGUGCUAAUGAUGGUUAUAAAUACACCGAGUGUUUGUUCUUUAGUAAUUCCUUUAGGGAAGGCACGUGCUCAGCCUCGGCACUAUGGGUCUUUCGGGCUGGAUAAUUCUUUCCUGUGGGAGACUGUCCUGUACGUUGUAAGUUGUUUAGCAGCAUUCCUGGUCUCUACCCAUUAGAUAUCAGUAGCAUCCUCAUCCUAAAUUGUGACAACCAAAAACGCUUUCAGACGUGGCCAGACAUCUCCUGGAGGUGAUAUCACCUUAGCUGAUCACCACUGCUCUAGGAGAACGAUUGUGUACACGGUAGAAAUAUGCCAAGAGCAACCAAACUGCAUGAAGGUGUAGGUCUGGCUGGCUGGCUAGGCUGUUCCACUAACUUCAGGGCAAUUCAAACUGUAACUUAGUAAGAUGACUCAUAUACAACGUGGGCCUUCAGGAUUCUCGACCUCAGUGCUAAUGGCCUCUUGUACUUGGCAGGAAGGGAAGAAAAUGAGAAGAAUAGCACAUAAGCUAGUGAAACUCUAGGGCUCAUGACCUCGGUUGAGUGUCCCAACCCAUACGCUCUUCAGGACCAUUUAGAUGGUAAUAGUUCUCACCAACUGGCCACGAUUACAGGCAAAGCAACAAUUCUGAUGUAUUAAAGAGAGAACCAGACAGACAACCACUGUUCUCAGCAGCUCAUUAAAGGAACGCACACACACUACACAUUUUAAGUACUUUUCCAAUGGUCGUCAGUGUCAGUUAAAACUAACGUCUGCCAGUAUUGAUAGUAUCUAACUGGGGCGAUAGCAAGACACUGCAUAAGGGAAUUUUUCUAAACCUUUAGCUAAGAUUUGAAAGCCUAAUUUAUCCUAAGUAGUGAAUGUGGUAUAUUCAUAGCAAUUAGCUUAGGUGAAACACUAAACAUGAUGAGUUGCCCGUUUGGAAUAGCCUGUCCAUCCGUCACACAGAUGCGUAACAGCAGGUACGCUCAUGCCACUUACUGCCUGCAUCCAUCAGUUGUGACCUUUCCAUUGGCCUUUCUGUAGACGGUCAUCAGGAUAGUACCUUGUUUCAUCACUAUCUGACGAUGCAUUAGUUGAACUAGACUGUUCCAAACUAGUACAACCACUGCAAUACUUAAUCACGGUUAAUGCAUACAUGGGCAAUUUUCUUCGUGUUAACAAACCUCAGAGAAAUGCUUUUUAAAAGCAUAUUUGGAUUGAAUCACGCUUCCUAGAUCAGAGAUUUGGGGGAGCCUAGGGUCACUACAGAAGAUAGCCACAAACUAGUUUCAAUAACCCAUCUACUUAAGACUCUCUGGAAUGUUUAUCAAAAUAUAUUAUAGAAUGUGAGUCUAAAGUUUCAAAUCUGGAAUUUGGGUUCAAUUUCUAGACAUUCUAAAGCCUUUGUCUGCUUGCUUAAGUCCAUCGUCGAGCCUCUUAGAAUUUCAUCAAGUAAACGCAGGUUUUGUCUGACCUUCCUCCUUUGUGUGUGUUGGUACUUCAGAUGUAUCGUGUGUUGCUUGAACUGGUUCUCUACCGUGUUCUAUCCUAGUCUCGAGCUGACGAUGUGCUCAAGGAUGUAUCAAAAUCCAUGUAAUGGAACUAUUUAGAUAUUUCUAAUAUGUCAAUAAAAGAUAUAUUACAAUCCUUCAAUAGUAAGUAUUUCCCAUUUUUCUUAGUGAAAUCUCAAUUAUACAUAUUACCUUUUCCUUAAGAUGGGUUUGGCAUGACUGCCUGGUAACAUCGACCUGAGCAAACACCUACUAUUUUAUGUACACGUGAUUUAGAAAAUGAAUUUUUAACUACACAGGUAUUAUAGUUUCUUUUCUGGUUUAAAAAAAAAAGCUAAGAAUGAGAAGGUGCAUUGCCGCAAUGGGGGUGAAUUCUUUUCCUCUGGCCCUUCUGCUCAGUUCCCCCCAGGGUUGCACCUGCCAUCUGCUACUGGUAAGGUCCCUGGAUAUCCCUCCUUGGGCCCUAUUUCUAAUGUCGAUGAAUGUUAAUAUAAGCUGAUUUCUCUUAGCUCUUACUCCAGGGCAGGCUGGUAAGUAUCAAAUAAACCAGGUGGAUGGUCUCUCUUCUCUCUUAAACUCUAGAAUUCUGUGAUUCAGACUUCAUCCAGACUUCCUGAUUCCCUGGAAAGUUCCAAACCUUACCCCUAGGUUCCUUCCUAGACGGUUGAAAUAAAUUAUAUUGUUUUGUGCCCGUCUCAGCCUGUUGAUAACCAAUGUUAUGGCUGGACCAGCCCUUGUGGUUCUUAUUGUGGUUGCAAGAAGCCCUCAGCAAUAAUCAUCAGGAAACUUUGAAAAAAAAAGGUUUGUUGCUUACAGGUCCUGAAAAUUAUGUGGCACACCUGGGGUCACACAGUGAGGCUGUGGGUAGACAGAGGGCCCAGGCCUGGGGUUCUGCUUUUAUUGGGGUCCAAGCUGAGGACCUAGGGUUUCAUGGGUUCACUCUUUAUGAGUGAAUUUAAAACAUAAGAGAAGGAAUUUAAAGUGUGAGAAGAGAAAAAACAAGGGGCCCAAAUGCUCAGUCACUGAAAUCAACCAAGAUCUCUAAAACAAAGCUGGGGAGUGGGUGGGGGCAUGACCUGGCUCUUUAUUUAGUCCUUUGUGGCUGGCAAUGUGUAUUUAUCGAGAUAGGCAUCUCUGAGGUGGAGGCCGCCUUUGAAGUGGAUGCCUCAGACAUCAAAAUUAAGUCAGGCACUUGCAUGGCAAAAAGAAAAGCCAGCUCUCAGGCUUACACUACAGUUAGCAAGGGGGAGAAAAGGGAAGCAACCUAAGUGUCCAUCAACAGACGAAUGGAUAAAGAAGAUGUGGUAUUUAUACACAUACAAUAGAAUAUCACUCAGCCAUAAAAAUAAAUGAAAUAGUGCCAUUUGCAGAGACCUGGAUGGACCUAGAGACUGUCAUACAGGGUGAAGUAAGUCAGAAAGAGAAAAACAAAUAUCGUAUAAUAUCGCUUAUAUUUGGAAUCUAGAAAAAUGGUACAGAUGAACUUAUCUGCAAAAGUGAAAUAGAGACACAGAUGUAGAGAACAAACUUAUGCCUACCAAGGGGGGAAGCGGGGGUGGGAUGAAUUGGGAGAUUGGGAUCGACAUAUAUACACUACUCUGUAUAAAAUAGAUAACUAAUGAGAACCUACUGUAUAGAAAAAGGGAACUCUACUCAAUACUCUGGUGACCUAAAUGGGAAGGAAAUCCAAAAAACAGGGGAUAUAUGUAUAUGUAUAGCUGAUUCACUUUGCUGUACAGCAGAAACUAACACAACAUUGUACACAACUAUACUCCAUUAAAAAUUUUUUAAAAAGCGGGGGAGGGGAAAGGACUAGUUUGAGCAUGUCUUUUCCUCACUUCUUUCUGCAGGAAAGGGAGGUCAAUGUUGUUUCCAGCUCCUCUGAGGAGAGAUUAGGAGGGACCCCCUGGGAGGAGAAGAAAGUGCUGGGGGAGGUGGAGGUGUGAUGAGGGACAAGGCCCCCCCCCCC
Messenger RNA from Orcinus orca (killer whale), 6870 nucleotides. RefSeq names its product ankyrin repeat domain 34C (gene ANKRD34C). Gene Ontology annotation, molecular function: protein binding. The transcript has a single exon. Bases 32 to 1639 code for a protein of 535 amino acids. Lineage: Eukaryota; Metazoa; Chordata; Mammalia; Artiodactyla; Delphinidae. The record is from RefSeq and is a predicted model, not a curated record.